UGCGCAGUCACACCGCGCAGCUCCGAGAAGAGAAGCGGCCGGGGGAUUUCACACGGUGCAGCUCAGCUAAGAAAUCAUCCCUCUGGAAAGGGACAGGAAGAGAGAACGGCGCGAUUUUAGUGCUCCUCAUUAAUGCGAGUGUUUCGUCCCAACGGGAAUAUACAAAGCGCUAUCUCGGAUUCUCUUCGGCACACACCGGACCAGAAAUCCAGCGGGGCCGGGAUGACGUCACAGCGGAGAAAGGUCGGCGGAUUAAGACUGCAAGUACUGUCCCCCUGGUUAUUACUUUUGUUCAGCGGCGCGCUCUCAGAGCAGGCCUACUAUUCAAUUCCCGAGGAAAUGGGAAAGGGGUCCCUUGUGGGCAAUCUGGCUAAGGAUCUGGGUCUGAAUAUCAAAGAUCUGGGACACAGGAAACUGCGAGUUGUCUCCACAGCGACAAACCAGUACUUUAGAAUCAGUACAGAAAAUGGGAAUUUAUACGUAAAUGAUAGAAUUGACCGGGAGGAAAUAUGUGGGAAAGCGUCGCUUUGUGUUCUAAAGUUAGAAGCCGUGGUUGAAAACCCAUUAAACAUUUUUCAUGUGAAUGUUGCAAUCGAGGAUGUAAAUGAUAAUGCACCCAGCUUCGGCAGGGAUACUGUGGAUUUAGAAAUCAGUGAAUCCACCUUGCCAGGAGCAACAUUCCCUGUAGGGAGUGCCUUGGAUUCGGAUGUCGGGAGUAAUUCGCUGCAGAAUUACGACCUCAGCUCGAACCAGUAUUUUAUCUUGAGAGUGAAAGAGAACAAGGAUGGAAAUAAAUAUGCUGAUUUGCAACUGGAAAAACUUUUAGAUCGUGAAAAGCAAAGUUCCCAUCUCUUGAUCCUGACAUCUGUAGAUGGGGGAGAUCCAGUAAGGACUGGGACAGUUCAGAUUAGGAUUAAUGUUACUGACGCCAAUGACAAUCCUCCCAUAUUCACUGAAAACGUGUACAAAAUCAGACUCCGGGAAAACCUACCAAAGGGCUCGCUAGUUCUUCAGGUGAAAGCCAGUGAUGCGGACGAAGGGUCCAAUGCGCGAAUUACAUAUUCGUUCAGCAACACACCAGACCGUGUACGUCAGUUAUUCUUUCUGGAUCCCGGAAACGGAACCAUUACAACUAGCGGUAUUAUUGAUUAUGAAGAGGCAACCAGUUAUACCCUUAGUAUGGAAGCCAAAGAUGGAGGAGGACUAGUUGGCCACAGUAAAAUUGAAAUCGAUAUUACAGAUGAAAAUGACAAUUCCCCCAAACUGACACUUACCUCUGUGUCCAGUCCCAUUCCCGAAGAUUCUCUGCCUGGGACAGUGAUCGCUCUGAUCAAUGUAUAUGAUAAGGAUUCUGGAGAAAAUGGCCAGGUCAGCUGUCUCAUUAAAGAGGACUCUGCUUUUAAAAUAAUAUCGUCUUCCAAUAAUUACUACAAGCUGCUCACUGACCUACCCCUGGACAGGGAGCGGGCCCCGGAGUACAACAUCACAAUCACGGCCACAGACAAGGGCUCCCCCCCGCUCUCCACCCAGAAAACCAUCCUCUUGCAGAUCUCGGAUGUCAAUGACAACGCCCCUGUCUUCGAGAAACCUUCCUACAGCGCCUACGUGCCCGAGAACAACCCCUCGGGGGCCUCCAUUUUGAGCGUCAAAGCCUCAGACCGGGAUCUGGACGGCAACGCCCGGGUCACUUACUCCAUCCUGCGCAGCAGCAUCCAGAAGCUGCCUGUCUCCUCCUACGUGUCCAUCAACUCCCAGACCGGAGCGCUGUACGCGCAGCGCUCCUUCGACUACGAGCAGUUCCGGGCGUUCGAGCUGCAAGUGAGAGCCGAAGACGGCGGGUCCCCGCCCCUCAGCACAAACGUCACCGUCGGCGUGUUUAUCCUUGAUCGGAACGACAACGCCCCUCGCAUCCUGUAUCCCUCGCUCGGGCCCGAGGGCUCGGCCGUGUUCGAGAUGGUCCCUCGCUCUGCCGAGGCGGGUUAUCUGGUGACGAAGGUGGUGGCGGUGGAUGCGGACUCGGGACACAACGCCUGGCUCUCCUACCAUGUGCUGCAGGCCACGCAGCCGGCGCUCUUCCAGCUGGGGCUGCACAGCGGGGAGAUCCGGACCGCGCGCGCCUUUGCGGACAGAGAUGCGGUGAAGCACCGGCUGGGCGCCCUGGUGAAGGACAACGGGCAGCCGCCUCUCUCCGCCACCGUGACUCUGAGCCUGGUGUUCGCCGAGAACUUCCAAGAGGCUCUUCCGGAAAUGAGCGACCGGUCGGCUGAGUCGGCGCCGCAGUCUGAUUUGCAGUUCUACUUGGUGUUGGCCUUGGCCUUGGUCUCGUUUCUCUUCCUCCUGACGGUGACACUGGCCAUUGCGGUGAGAUUGCGAAGGUCGAGGCAUCUCCCUGUUUUGCAGUGUUUCGCUUCUGAUCAUUCUUGCAACUCAGGUCCUGUAUUCGCACCAAACUACUGCGAUGGAACUUUACCUUACACCUACAACCUGUGUAUGGCCGCAGAUUCCGGAAGAAUUUACUCUAAUUUUCUAAAACCGAGUCGCCAGGAUAGUGCUGGAGACACCAACCUUUCUGAUGAGAACUCUGUCAUGAUAUUUCAGAAAAAGAAUGAAGCCACACCCGAAAAGGAUAGCAUUCCUCCGAGAGAGAGGUAA
Molecule: messenger RNA, 2652 nt
Organism: Pelodiscus sinensis (Chinese soft-shelled turtle)
Lineage: Eukaryota; Metazoa; Chordata; Testudines; Trionychidae
Source: RefSeq, a predicted model, not a curated record